AUGGCUUCUUCAGGUGAAGACCGUCCCGCGCCUCUGCGCCUUGGCUCGAUAGCACCGAACUUUCACGCAGAGACCACAAACGGACCCAUCGACUUCCAUGAGUUCAUUGGCGACAAGUGGGUCGUUCUAUUCUCGCAUCCGGAGGACUACACACCAGUCUGCACCACGGAGUUGGGCGCCUUCGCUAAACUCGAGCCUGAGUUCACCAAGCGCGGUGUGAAGUUAAUCGGCCUGUCCGCGAACACCGUCGACUCACACGGAGGAUGGAUCAAGGACAUUGACGAGAUUUCCGGUAGCAAGCUGAGGUUCCCAAUCAUUGGUGAUAAGGAGCGGAAGGUGGCAUAUGCGUAUGACAUGCUAGACCACCAGGAUAUCACCAAUGUGGACCAGAAGGGCAUUGCCUUCACCAUUCGAAGUGUUUUCAUCAUCGACCCUAAAAAGACCAUCCGCCUCAUUCUUUCAUACCCAGCUUCGACUGGUCGUAAUACUGCCGAGGUGUUGCGGGUGGUGGAUUCUUUGCAGACGGGUGACAAGAACAAGGUGACCACCCCAAUAAAUUGGGUACCAGGAGACGACGUCAUCGUGCAUCCAAGCGUCAAAACCGAGCAGGCGAAGGAACAAUACCCUCAUCUCAAGAUUGUGAAGCCGUACCUUAGGUUCACUCCCUUAUCCAAGGAGCAGACCAGCGCGGCCGUUUGA
Letharia columbiana is the source of this 699-nucleotide messenger RNA. RefSeq lists its product as uncharacterized. Bases 1 to 699 code for a protein of 232 amino acids. The transcript has 4 exons. Gene Ontology annotation, biological process: cellular oxidant detoxification; cell redox homeostasis; cellular response to oxidative stress. NCBI's taxonomy places the organism in Eukaryota, Fungi, Ascomycota, Lecanoromycetes, Lecanorales, Parmeliaceae. Gene Ontology annotation, cellular component: cytosol; mitochondrion. The record is from RefSeq and is a predicted model, not a curated record. Gene Ontology annotation, molecular function: peroxiredoxin activity.